Oryzias melastigma (Indian medaka) is the source of this 916-nucleotide messenger RNA. RefSeq names its product high choriolytic enzyme 2. The coding region runs from base 47 to 865 and encodes 272 amino acids. Gene Ontology annotation, biological process: proteolysis. Gene Ontology annotation, molecular function: metalloendopeptidase activity; zinc ion binding. The transcript has a single exon. The record is from RefSeq and is a predicted model, not a curated record. Lineage: Eukaryota; Metazoa; Chordata; Actinopteri; Beloniformes; Adrianichthyidae.
AGUCAUCAAGCUUUAGGGAGUCAGCUCUGCAGCCUCCACAUCCACCAUGGCUCCCUCUGCCUGCCUGCUCUUACUGCUCCUGCUCGGCAUCGCUCAGGCGCUGCCCGUCGAAGAGAAAGAAGGCCAUAAAGAAGGCGGCGAAGAAGGUGGUGAAGAGGGUGAUGAAGAUGAGGAUAUAGACUUCACCACCAAGAUCCUCACCAGCAACAACAACACUGACAAGUUCCUGCUAGAAGGAGACCUGGUGGCUCCUACAAACAGGAAUGCCAUGAAGUGUUGGUCCAACAGCUGUUUCUGGAGGAAAGCCUCCAACGGUUUGGUGAUGAUCCCUUACGUCAUUGGCCGGGAGUACACCCCAAGGGAAGUGGGCACCAUUGAAGGCGCCAUGAGGGCAUUUAGUGGCAGAACCUGCAUCCGCUUUGUCCGCCGCACCAAUGAGUACGACUUCAUCAGCGUUGUCAGCAGAAACGGAUGCUACUCUGAGCUGGGCAGAAAGGGAGGACAACAGGAGCUGUCUCUCAACAAGGGAGGCUGCAUGUAUGGUGGCAUCGUCCAACACGAGCUCAACCACGCUCUGGGCUUCCAGCAUGAGCAGACCAGGAGCGACCGAGACGGCUACGUCCGGAUCAACUGGCAGAACAUCAUCCCAGCUAGUGCCUACAACUUCAACAAGCACGACACCAACAACCUGAACACCCCCUACGACUACUCCUCCAUCAUGCACUAUGGAAGAGAUGCCUUCUCCAUUGCCUAUGGGCGGGAUAGCAUCACCCCCAUCCCUAAUCCCAAUGUCCCCAUCGGCCAGAGGAAUGGCAUGUCCCGCUGGGACAUCACCAGAAUCAACGUCCUUUACAACUGUCGUUAAACAUGUUUUUGUCUAAUAAUCUGAAAAAGUAGAAAUAAAGUAGAUGCAAAG